Molecule: messenger RNA, 2546 nt
Organism: Branchiostoma floridae (Florida lancelet)
Lineage: Eukaryota; Metazoa; Chordata; Leptocardii; Amphioxiformes; Branchiostomatidae
Product: spliceosome-associated protein CWC27 homolog
Exons: 8
Coding region: 154-1623 (489 amino acids)
Biological process (GO): protein peptidyl-prolyl isomerization
Cellular component (GO): catalytic step 2 spliceosome
Molecular function (GO): peptidyl-prolyl cis-trans isomerase activity
Source: RefSeq, a predicted model, not a curated record
UUGCACUGAUGACCUGAUUUAACCCCAAGAUGGCGCCCAGAUCGAAAAAGUGAAACUCGUUUCGUGUUUUCCCUCAAUUUAUCCACCGAACUCGCCGCUAUUCAACACUACUAAGAAGUCUUACCCAAGCGAAGGAUCUGAUAGACUUCCAAGAUGAGCAACAUCUACAUCCAGGAGCCCCCAUCGAAAGGGAAAGUGCUUCUGAAGACGACUGUAGGAGACAUAGAUCUUGAGCUGUGGUCUAAGGAGGCUCCUCUGGCCUGUAGGAACUUCGUACAGCUGUGUCUGGAGGGUUACUACAAUGGGACCGUCUUCCACAGAGUGGUGCGAGGCCUGUGUGUGCAGGGGGGAGACCCCACCGGGACGGGGGAGGGGGGCGAGUCUGUCUACGGCAAACCCUUCAAGGACGAGUUCCACCAGAGAUUACGUUUCGUCAGACGAGGCCUCGUUGCCAUGGCAAACUCCGGACCAAACGAUAACGGCAGCCAGUUCUUCUUCACACUGGACAGAGCGGACCAUCUUCAUGGGAAACACACCAUCUUUGCUAAGGUUACAGGGAAGACUGUGUACAACAUGCUGAAGCUAGCGGAGGUGGAGGUGGACGGAGAGGACCGGCCGCUGCACCCGCACAAGAUCAAGGCCACUGAGGUCCUCUUCAAUCCGUUUGAUGACAUCGUUCCUCGAGAGAUAAUCCGAGAAGAUAAGAAGGAAAAGAAGGAAGAAGCAAAGAGCACGGCGCGAGCCACCAAGAAUUUCAAACUCCUGUCGUUUGGGGAUGAGGCUGAGGAGGAUGAGGAGGAGGUGAAUGCAGUGACAGAGGAACUCCGUCCCAAGGGUAAGAGCAGCCACGACCUUCUGAAGGACGACCCACGACUCAGCUCUGUCCCCGCCGUCCCAACUUCACCCUCUGAUGCAGAUAAUCAGAAGAGAAAGAAGCAAGACUCAGACGACAGUUCUGAGUCUGACCAAGAUUCAGAUUCUCCCGGCGAAGACAAGGAAGCCAUGAAAGAGAAGAUCCGAAAAAAGCUGAAGACUGGCGCCAAUGUCGAGACUCCUGCGAGUGAGGAGAAAGUAGAGACUGAUCAAGACACGAAGAGCAGGAUCGAAGCCCUGCGGGAAGAAACCAGAGCUCUGAAGAGAGAACUUCAGAGAAGACAGAAGGCAAAGCAAGAAGAAGAGGAAGAGAAGGAAAGAAUGAAGGAAGAAGAGAAGGAGGAAAAAGAGGAAGAUGCCCUGGCAGAUUUCCAUUCCGAGCGACAGAAAUACCUGGAGAAGAAACAGAAAGAGAAGAAGAAAGGAGGAUCAAGAGAAGAGCAGACUCUGGCUCUGCUGUCAAAGUUUCAGAACAAGCUUUUCUCUGUGAGGAAGGAGUCGACAGGAGAAGAUGAGGAGGAGGAGGAGGCAGAGGAGGAGGAGACAGAGGAGGAUGAUCAGCCUCUGGGAGACAGUUGGAUGGCUCACAGACUGCACUUCGAGGCAGCACAGGUCCAGGCGAAGGACGCUAAUGUGGUGACAGCUGACAGCUACGACAUCUAUGACCCUCGGAACCCGAUGAACAAGCGGCGUAUGGAGGCCAGCAAACAGGCCAUGAAGGAGAGGGGCAGGAAGACAAGUAGUCUAUAGGUAACAUCUGUGUGAUGGUCGGUUCCAGUUCAACUUUCAGAACAGUUCAGUUCAGUUCUGUUCAAAUGACAUCCAUUUCUGCUAACACCAAGUCCUGUAUGAUAUAUAUAUAUAGCAUUUCCUUGUGAGUUUUUGUCAUACUAUACUGGGGCAGUAUACCUAUUUGAUGUGAGCGAAAUCCAGUCCUUGAUGAAAGAUAGGGAGGAGUGGAGACAACUUUCAAGCUUGGCUCGAGCGGAAGCUUGACCAAAGUAAAGUAAGUAAGUAUACUGGGGUAGCAACAUGCAGGUGAAACCUUCUGACUGAUCAAACUAUGUGUACCAAAGUACAGACAUCCCUCAGAUAAUGUUUUCAUGUUGUUGAUGAUCUUCCAGUUAAUAUGCAGUUUUUAUGGAACUAAAAAUCAUGAAAUUGAAUUUAUAUGACCCAAAGUUUGUUUGCAAUUAUUCGUAUUGGUGGCCGUAAACUUGCCCAAACAGAACUUUUAAAAGUUAAAAGACUCCGCACUCCCCACGUAUCCAUGUAUGUACUAGUGAUGAUUACAGGUCAGAGGAUUAGAUUUAGAGUUGGUAGAAUUUCUGUAAUACUAAAUUGAAAAUUAAGAUGAAUAAAUGAUAUGACUAAUUCUUGUCAUAGAAUCCUGUUGCUGAAACUGUCAUUGACUUCAUUUGUGCUUGUCAAAAAUUAUUAUCCUGAAUGGUCCAUUGCUAAAUGCAAAAGUGUUAAUGAUAUUACAUUAAUUAUGAUUCUUUAUCAAUAUAUGAAGCGUGAAAUCUUGAGAUGAGAGGUUUCAAGCUUUUCUUUUACUUCAAAUACGAUUCCCAAAAUACACAAUGCAAACUUAGUACUGCCAUGCAUUUGCUGAAUAAUUUGUGAGAAAGGUUUACAAAACAGUAGAUUAAAGGAUGGAAUGGAGUUUGUCA